This is a messenger RNA of Kalmanozyma brasiliensis GHG001, 1134 nucleotides long. RefSeq names its product Alcohol dehydrogenase, C-terminal. Lineage: Eukaryota; Fungi; Basidiomycota; Ustilaginomycetes; Ustilaginales. The transcript has a single exon. Gene Ontology annotation, biological process: formaldehyde catabolic process. Gene Ontology annotation, molecular function: zinc ion binding; S-(hydroxymethyl)glutathione dehydrogenase [NAD(P)+] activity. The record is from RefSeq and is a predicted model, not a curated record. Gene Ontology annotation, cellular component: cytosol. Bases 1 to 1134 code for a protein of 377 amino acids.
AUGACAAAAGGCGAAACCAUCAAGUGCAAGGCUGCCGUUGCCUGGGAAGCUGGCAAGCCCAUGUCCAUCGAGGAGAUCGAAGUGCAAGCUCCCCGUGCUGGCGAAGUCCGCGUCCAGAUCACCCACACCGGUCUCUGCCACACGGAUGCCUACACCCUUUCUGGAUCAGACCCCGAGGGUGCCUUCCCUGCCAUUCUCGGACACGAAGGUGCCGGUAUCGUCGAGUCGGUCGGUGAAGGUGUCGACCAUGUUAAGGAGGGCGACUCGGUGAUCCUCCUCUACACCGCCGAGUGCCGCGAGUGCAAAUUCUGCAAAUCAGGCAAGACCAACCUCUGCCAGGCUGUCCGUGCUACUCAGGGUCAGGGUGUGAUGCCCGACAAGACCAAGCGCUUCAGCUGCAAAGGCCAGGAGCUCAACCACUUCAUGGGCUGCUCCACCUUCUCCCAAUACACCGUGGUCUCCCAGUACUCGCUGGUUGCCAUCGACCCCAAGGCGCCUCGUGACAAGACCUGCUUGCUGGGAUGCGGUGUUACCACCGGCUGGGGUGCAGCGACGCAUACCGCAAAUGUCGAGAAGGGCUCGACCGUCGCCGUCUUCGGUAUUGGCUGCGUCGGUCUUGCUGUCCUCACCGGUGCCGUCGACGCAGGCGCAGGUCGCAUCAUCGCCAUCGACACCAACGACGGCAAGGAGUCCUGGGCCAAGAAGUUUGGUGCCACCGAGUUCAUCAACCCCACCAAGCUCGGCGACAAGGACAUCGUCUCCCACCUCGUCGAGAUCACCGACGGCGGACUCGACUACACUUUCGACUGCACGGGCAAUGUCAAGGUCAUGCGCAGCGCCCUCGAGGCCUGCCACAAGGGCUGGGGUAUCAGCACCAUCAUCGGUGUCGCUGCUGCAGGCCAAGAGAUCGCUACGCGUCCCUUCCAGCUCGUCACCGGUCGCAAGUGGCAGGGCUCUGCAUUCGGUGGCGUCAAGGGCAGGUCCGAACUGCCAGGCAUCGUCGAGAGGUACAUGAACGGCACCUUCAAGGUCGACGAUUACAUCACCCACACCACCGACCUCGACAACAUCAACAAGGGCUUUGAGUACAUGAAGCAGGGCGAGUGCAUUCGAUGUGUUGCCAAGAUGUCGUGA